AUGCCAGUCACCAUCAAAUGGCUUUCACGACCACUGUGGAAAGGAAAGCUGGCACCAAAUGUCACCAUGAACCAAUUGGAAGGUAUUCUAGAAGCCACCAUGAUGCCAGCGCUUUGCCCAGCUAUGCCUAGAAUGAUCCACAACGGAAAGAGAGCCACAGGACCACUCCAGGUGGGAGAAGUGAAGAUCUCAGCACACGCAGAGUCCAUCCUCAUCCACAUUGGGCAUUCACUUGUAGGUGGGGGUAAGAAACAUACGAGAACACAAAUCAAGAAUGCCAUUGCAUCCACAUUGCUGGAAAAUGGUUUUGACCUGAAAUGGGUAACAUCCGCGGUCGAAGAUGUACUUACCAAAGCAGGAUCCACGCAAGCCAUGUAUGCAGCUCAGAUGCCAGGGGGGACCAACCGAUUUGAGAAAGUGAUCCAACUCAUCAAAGACUGCCAAAUCGACAUCCCCAGUGAAAAACUCAAGCAAGCAGCCAAGCAGACAGCACACAACAUCAGCACCAAACAGCGCAAGAUGCAGCCUGUUGCACCAGAUCCGACACAGUACCGUAUGGUCCCAGGAUAUUUGCUCAACACAGAUGGCACUGCAGCACAACAGAUCAAUCAAUUGACAUCGUCAGCAUGCGGAGUCAUCCUCAUGUCUCACCAAGAUGCCAUGCCAUGGUUACGGGAAGGUAAGACCAUAAGCAGGGACGAACUUGCCAUGUUUGUGCUUGGUAGCCCAGUUGAGAGCCAGCAAUUGCAUGUACAGGUACUGCACCUCCCCUGUCGAGAUGCCCAAGAUCGCCAGGUAAUCCUGUCAGGCUCACUUGUUCAGUUGGGUGCGAAGCCGGUCAGUCCUCAGGAAGAUAAAAGCAAAAAAGUCGACCUGCAAGAUUGCCAUGUGGUAUCCAUGACACUUUGGAAGAGCGACUUCCCGGAGGACGAGUGGGCCAAGCUCAUCUCGCACACUUUUGCCACACUCAAAAACAUGUUGGGUGAACACGGAACCAAAGAGCAUGUCACAGCAAUGUGGGGCAGGAGCUUGAGAGGGACACACGGCCCAUCCAAUGAAGCAUCAGCCAAGUCCAUUCAGGUUCACGCCACUGUCACAAAAGAUACUUUGAUUCCCAUGUUAGUGAAGUCUGGAUUCAACAAGAUCUUCAUCAAUCCAAAGUCUGACUCAGGACGCCCACAAGAACAGUUUCGUGUACUAUGGAUUCAAGGGGACUUGGCGCAUGUGACAGCCACAGCCGCCAGCACAGAAAACUGCUGCGGACUCAUCAGAGGCAAACGGUCAUAUGGGCUCCGCUACACACAGGACGGAUUCAAGCUGGCAUGGACAAACCUCCACCCAGGUGAAGAGGUUCCAGAGCAGUUAGGUCCCCGCACCUGGUUGAUCACAAGUGCCGACCAACCACCCGAGUCCAAUGAAGGACCCAUCGAAGCCAAGUUUAAGCAGCAGGUGCAAUCCAAUCAGCUCAACCAGAACUUAGCCGAGAUCAAAGCGCUUUUGAUGAAGCCAUCAAAGCGCGAAAGAGAAGACAGCUUGGGUACACCAUGUUGUGGUCCGAUCCUGUCCCGCCGCAGCGGCAAAGAGUUGAUUUUCAACCUAGCGAAAGAGGGCGUGCUGGAGGUACCACAGAUCGAAUUGCUGCUAACAAUGGAACAGCUCCUUCAGCAUGAAGUAGAUGCUAAGGUUAGACAAGAUGCCAGCACUCGUGCCAAGCUGAUACAAUGGAACAACCAGCAAGACCACACCGGACACAGGUCCAAGGCUUUUGCCACAGCCAGAGGGUUGAAAAAACCUUGUUUACACACAGUUGCCGAGCAGUUGCAAGAACAGGGUUUGAUCACACACACCCAUACAGAAGACAACAAUACCAUAGUGGAACUUGCUGUCUGGCAAGGACACCGUUUUGACAUCGCCUUUCCGGUGCAACUGGACCAACUCAGCUGCACACUGAUUGAUACCAAUGAGCACUACAUCACAGUAAGGAUCCCAGCAGGGACACCACAGCCAGACGGAGAGCGUACCGUCACACAGUUGAAACACUACACCCAGAUUGGGGAUGUAUUUCAACAACUCAACCAAUACUGGAUACCUUUCUGGCAACGCGAACCAGCACAGGAUGCGAUGACUGAAACAGACAUCGCUGACUUCGACCAGCUGGUUGCCGCACUGCCUAAUGACAUCCCUGACCUACAAAUUGAUACCCAAAAUGUAGACCUUUGGAUGUACAUUAUCAAAACUACCAAAAGCCACUCAGCACCAGGUACAGAUGGAAUCCAUGCCAGCGACCUGCAAAUGCUCCCAAAAGCAGCCAUAAGUGACCUGGUAACCGGCUUCCUGAAAGGCCGCGGGGCCUAUGAGGCGGCAUAUGACACGCAGCAAUGGCUGGAGCAGCUCGCCCACCAAAAGACCAGCCGGGCAGGCGCCACCUUAGACCUUGUUAAAUGUUUUAAUCUCAUUCGAAGAAAAUUUGCCAGCCGUGCCCUCCGAGCAAUCGGCUGCCCUGACCAAAUUGUACUCAAAUGGGAAGAAACUACUAAGGGCCUUAAUAGGUACUGGGAAAUCCAAGGGGAAGUUAGUGAUAAAAUCACCUCCACCACAGGAUGCGCAGAAGGAGACCCCAUCUCCGUAGUUGUCAUGAUUGCCAUCGCAGCACUCUGGAUAUUCCAAACACCACAUACAGCCAAUGGAGUGCGCAUUAGCGCCUUUGCAGACAACUGGAGCUGGGCAUGCACUGAUCAUGCCAGACAUGCACCCAUAGCCAAAGCAACCUUAGAAAUCUGUCGACAGGCAAAGCUGCAAGUUGACCUGAAGAAGACCUGGAUCUGGGCAUCCGACCCGAUCGCAGAAACUGAAAUUCAAACAGCAGCAGCAACACUUCAUCCUGACCAGGCUGCCCCAGCGAAGGUCCACACAGCAAAGGACCUAGGACUACAAAUGCAAUAUACAGGGUCGGCGAAACUCGGCAAUCUCCACACCAGAAUGGAAGAAGGCAAGGCCCGCCUCCAGAGGAUCAAACACCAACAAUGGCCUCUGGAGGUGAAGGCACACGUCAUCAAGGCCUCAGUGUAUCCUGCGAUGUUUCAUGGAGCGGAAAUAACACCCAUAGGCCAAGAGCAUCUGACCAAAAUCAGGCACCUGGUUGCCGAGUCCUUGUUGAACACGUCCUCUAGAUGCAUGUCGCCAGCUAUUUUGCUCAUGUUUUCACAACACAUGCUACUGGAUCCAGGCCUGCAUGUCAUCAUCCAGUCCAUGAAGAAAGCACGCCAAUGGCUGGUUCGAGCCAGCGAAGCGGAACGCCUUGCCUUCCUAACAACAGCCUCCAGGCACAGAGCCAUCAUAGGCACCACUAAGGGGCCAGCAGGCACCCUGAAAAGUAAUAUCCUCCAACUGGGUUGGGCAAUUACAAAGGAAGGGGAUAUUCAAGUCGCCAAGCACCUAACACUCAACAUCUUACAAUCCACCAUUCAAGACCUAACCUAUUGGGCCCAACAAGCAUGGAAUGAAACAGCAGUCAAAAUACAUACCAAACGAUUUACCUUGUACUCAUAUCCAGAAGCGGAUGUGCCCGCGACAGUACAGGUUAUCAAAAGGUUCCCAACAGCCGAUCAGAGAAAACUCCUGCAUGAAAUAGGACAAGCUUUCCAGACGGAGCAUCAAAAAGCCAAGUAUGAUGGUACCUGUGACGGUACCUGCCCUCUAUGCCAAGAACCAGACUCUAAGGAGCACAGGUUUUUGCACUGCCCAUCCAUGCAGGAGAUCAGAGCAGAACAUGCAGCAGCAGUUGCACUCCUUCAGGAAGAAUGCCCAGGCUGGAUUGACUGGCCGGUGUUAUACAAACAUGAAAUGCAUGAUUUUAUCCAUGCCUUAAGGCACAGCCUUCCGGAGGCAGUCAUGCCGGCACAGGCGUGCCAACAGCUGGCCCAGAUGAACCAUGCAUCCGGCCCUUACCUGUACUCCGACGGGAGCUGCAGGUACCCAGCCGCGACAGAAACCAGGUUUGCAGCAUAUGCCCUGAUCGCAGAUGUGGCCCCUGACGAUCAGUGUAGACAAGCACAAGCAAUGCGAUUUCUAACAACCCAAGAGCACCCAGACACACUCACACCACUGGCACAUGGCCGCCUGCCAGAUAAACAAACCAUCCAUCGUGCGGAACUCAUGAUCAUAGUAUUGGCUACCGAGACACUUCCUGCAUUCCAGCUCUACACCGACAGUUCGGUGGCAAAAAGUGCGUUUGAAAAAGCUACAAUGGCUUCCUCCACCCAAUCCUUUAUAGAUAAUCCACACUAUGAUCUCAUGUGCAGAAUCUUUGUUGCCAAAAAACAGGGCCACAAGGUCCACAAAAUUAAGGCGCACAGGGAGCUGCAAAAGCUCACAGAUCUUUUAGAUAUCUAUCAUGGCUUAGGAAACCAAAAAGCGGAUAGCCAAGCCGCACAUGCCCUGAAUACAUCCAUGCCGGAGAUCCUGUCCGAACUGGAAGCAUACCAUGUAAGUGUCCACCAGGACCAAACCCACCUGAGUCAAGUUUUCAACUAUAUCCUUGCGUUGCAGAAUGCGAGAGCCCGAGCACAAGCAGUAACCAAGGCAUAUAUGCCCACAGAAGAAGUCCAGAAUGAUCCUGUAAGUUUUUUGGGAGCAUGGACUGCAGAUGAACUUUGGUCUCCGCCGAGACGCCAACUACAAAACCAGGGGCUCAGAGAUUGCGCCUUUGGGCUUCAAGUCGCAUGGGCAUGUCAGCAAUGGUUGCUCACGUGCAAAUGGCCCACAACAUACGUGGGCCCCCAAAACAAAGUGGUAGGUAUUUCUUGGAUCGAGGUGGCACUGGCCAUCAUGAAACACUUGCGUGCAUACCUCCCGGUGAAACGCCAAAACACUGACGGGGACACCUACGUCAUCUUCAUCACCAACUAUGCACAGGCGCGCGCGCAUCAGGUAACCAUGGUUGAGCAGAGCGAAACGGCUUGUGGCCUGGUCAAACAGGUCCUUGAUCUUAUUCCAGAAAGACUGACUCCUGCGGUACCUUACGGCCAAGUCAGAUCCAUGUACAUGUUAGGUGAUACAGGAUUUCGCAGUGGUUUUCAACUUCGCCCGGAGUUUGAGGGACAACGGGAAGUGGCACUGCAAGCGCAGUGGUACCUUCAGAACGGGAAAGCGUUACCCAGGCUUUUUGAACAAGACUGCAGACAAUGGGAAUGUGACCAAAAGAAUGCGGGUAUGACCUGGGAUAAACGCAUGCAGGUGACGAAACAACGGCAGAAGCUGGUCGCGGACGUUCGAGGCGCUUAG
Messenger RNA from Cladocopium goreaui, 5283 nucleotides. The record is from the annotation of a GenBank genome assembly. Lineage: Eukaryota; Dinophyceae; Suessiales; Symbiodiniaceae.